Messenger RNA from Eurypyga helias (sunbittern), 984 nucleotides. RefSeq names its product family with sequence similarity 192, member A (gene PSME3IP1). The transcript is spliced from 6 exons. Lineage: Eukaryota; Metazoa; Chordata; Aves; Eurypygiformes; Eurypygidae. Bases 4 to 771 code for a protein of 255 amino acids. The record is from RefSeq and is a predicted model, not a curated record. Gene Ontology annotation, cellular component: nucleus.
ACGAUGGAUGGGGGAGAUGGUACUGCUGACCUUGUGAUUAACAAGAGGUUCGUGUCUGAAUCGGAGCUAGAGGAGCGGCGAAAGAGAAGGCAGGAGGAAUGGGAAAAGGUCCGAAAACCUGAGGACCCAAAAGAAUGCCCAGAGGAGGCGUAUGACCCACGUUCGCUGUAUGAAAGACUUCAGGAACAGCGAGAAAAGAAGCAGCAGGAGUUUGAGGAGCAAUUUAAAUUCAAAAAUAUGGUAAGAGGCUUAGAUGAAGAUGAGACACAUUUCCUUGAUGAGGUUUCCCGGCAGCAGGAGCUACUGGAAAAGCAACGAAGAGAAGAAGAGCUGAAAGAACUAAACGAGUACAGAAGCACCCUCACCAAAGUGGGAGUCAGUAUGGACCCAAAGAAGGAAACUGAGAAGAAAUUGCCCAUGAAGUCAGUGGAAAACAAGAACAAAUUCUCUCAGGCAAAGCUGUUGGCAGGAGCUGUGAAACACAGAAGUUCAGAUGGUGGCAGCAGCGUGAAGAGGUUGAAACUAGAUGCUGAUCAUGACGAAAAGAAUCAAGAAAAACCGUCCUGUGUUCCCUUGGGGAGCAGCUCGGUGGGAGGCUCCACGGUCCACUGCCCCUCAGCAGCCGUGUGCAUCGGGAUCCUGCCUGGCCUGGGUGCCUACUCGGGGAGCAGCGAUUCGGAGUCCAGCUCGGAUAGCGAAGGCACUAUUAAUUCCACCGGGAAGAUCGUCUCUUCCGUCUUCCGCAGCAACAGUUUCUUUGAUGGUCCAUAACGAAAUCCCUCCGUGUGUAACGUAGUGCAGAGUACCUUCCAAAGCCCCGACGGAUGCUUGAUGCAUCCUGCCCCAAAUACAGUGUUUCUAGCUAACCUCUCCACCUUAAUGCUCUCAGCUACCCCCAAAAUAACUCAUUUUAUCUUUUUCUUUUCCCCCCACAACUCUCCAUUUCUGGGGUGCGUCCUGAGCCUGGAAGGAAGGCCGCCAUCC